Messenger RNA from Emiliania huxleyi CCMP1516, 1989 nucleotides. RefSeq lists its product as hypothetical. Gene Ontology annotation, biological process: activation of GTPase activity; nucleocytoplasmic transport. Gene Ontology annotation, molecular function: small GTPase binding; GTPase activator activity. Bases 1 to 1989 code for a protein of 662 amino acids. The transcript has 3 exons. Lineage: Eukaryota; Haptophyta; Isochrysidales; Noelaerhabdaceae. The record is from RefSeq and is a predicted model, not a curated record. Gene Ontology annotation, cellular component: cytosol; perinuclear region of cytoplasm; nucleus.
AUGACGGACGCCAGCCUGCUGCGCUCGUGCGUUGAGACCCUCUUAGCCUUCGUGUUCUGGCCCGCAGUAACUCUGAUUAUGCUCCCAUUCCUUUAUGUUCCCGUCAUCGCGCCAUUCAUUGCGCUCGGCGUCUGCAGCUCCGACACUGCGUUCGGCGUGCCUCCCGCCCUCCUCGCCUGGCGAAGCCUUUCGUUUCUGAUUCCGAUGGUGCUCUUUAUUGACCUGCCGGUAGCCGUCCUAUUCGCAGCGACUUUACUGAUCGAGCUUCUAUUCCUCCGGAACCCCCUCAUCAUCGCCGUCUACAGCCUCUGCCGAAGCGCCUCAAGGUUUGCCAUCGACCGCCAGCCACCGCUCCCCGACACCGAGGCCGGCCAUCCGGCCGGCUUUGUCAGCUCGGCGUUGGCUCAGGCCGAGCAUCGCGAACAAUCCUCGCCAAACACCAACGACGGCGCCCGCUACCGCGAGCACGACUCCGUCUGGGCUGCCCUCGAGGGCGACGGCGACAAGGUCCAGCCGGGAGAUGUGAGGCUGGUCAGUCUGAACUGGCUCAUGGCGCUGGCAGAGCGGGGCGACGUGCUGCCGCGGCGGCAGAGCUUGCCAGAGGAGGCCUUCUUGAGCUCUGCUCAGCUGAGGCGGAUUGAGGAAGGCGCCAGGCGCGGCUUCGAUCGCGCUGGACUGGAGGAGGCCUUUGUGCGCCUCAGCAAGGAGCCCUCCCCCUCGUCCAUUCUCGGCUUGCUCGCGAGCUUUUUCGGCCGCAAGCGCAAUCCUGACGGGCUGCUCCCGAUCGUCUCCAUCUCCUAUUGCUGGCUCGAGGCGGCGCAUCCGGAUCGAGAGGGCCGCCAGCUCCAGCUGCUCUGCCGCAAGCUGCGGGGCCUCUACGGCGGGCGCGGCCUGCUCGGCGCGGAUCCGGCGCUAUUUGCCGAGAGGCUGUCGUACAGGGAAAGCCGGAUUGGGGAGGAGAAUGCCGCCUUUGCUCGCAUGCUGGACAACACGAUGGACCUCUGGUACGCGCACGCCUCGAUCACGGUUGUGCUCCUCACGCAGCUGCCCGACGAGCUGCCCGCCGGCUUUGACCGGAGCCGGACCUACGAUACUCGCGGCUGGACGACAUUCGAGCGGUGCUCCGCAGAGCUGGGCGCAAAGCCUUCCUCGCCGGUACUUGCCAAGUGGAAGCUCGUCAUCGACGUCGCCAGCGACGACGGCGGCGCUCAGCGGCGGCUCCCGACGACUCCGAAGCGCAUGGCGACGCUGCUCGCCGCUUGCCGCUUCACCAACGGCGCGGACUCGGAGGCCGUGCUCGCGCUCUACGAAAAGACGGCGAAGGCCGUGCUGGGCACGGUCAAGAAGCUCGACUACUAUGGGCUGCCGCUCUUGCGUGGCGACGCGUGGACUAGCCCGGCGCUGCUGGCGGAGGCGCUAAACUAUUGCGAGAGCCUCCGGACCCUCGUUGUACUUGGGAAUCGCCUCGACGACGAGGGCAUGACGGAGCUUGCGGCGGGGCUCGAGGACGGCGCGCUCCCGGCGCUUAAGAACCUCUCCAUUGCGGUAAACCGCUACGGCGCGCGUGGUGUCGUCGCGCUCUGCGACGUGUUCCGUCGCGGUGUGGCGCCGACGCUGCAUUUGCUCAACGUCAGCUGGACGCCCAUCGGCGACAACGGAGCCGCGGCGCUAGCAACGACGCUCGCGAUGGGCAAGCCGUCGCGUUCGCUAGACGUGUGGGGCUGCGACGUGGGUGCCGAUGGCGCGAUGGCACUCGCGGCUGCCCUCCCGGCUGCGGGUCAGAGGUGUCAUGUGAACGCCCCAUUUAAUCGGAUGGGCCUCGCGGGCCAGGCGGCACUGCUGGAGGCGCUCGAGGCGAAGCACGGGCCGCAGCUGGGGCAUGGCUUUGCGGUGCUGCAGGUGACCUUGCUUCCCUGGUCGACCCCGCUCGUGCGCGCACUUGGUCGAGGGUUUCGCCGUGUGUUUGAGAGCGGCCGAAUGCGCGUGUAG